AUGGCUUUUGGGUUUGCAGAGAUGGAGAUGGGUGUGAUGGUUCUGUUUCAGAGAUGGUUCGGGUUUGCUGGAGGCAAUGGCAAAGGGCUUCUUCGAUGGUUCUGCGAUGGAGGUUGGUGUAAAUGGGAUGGGGUGUGCGAUAGGGUGUGUCUGCAAGAGGAGAGAAUUUUCGGUGGGGUGUGGCUGAAAAGGAAGGGGGUUUUCGGUGGAUGGUUAGGGAAUGGAGUUUAUGAGGGCAAUUUAGGGUUAAAAAAGGGGUUUAAUGAGUAA
Prunus armeniaca (apricot) is the source of this 270-nucleotide messenger RNA. The record is from the annotation of a GenBank genome assembly. NCBI's taxonomy places the organism in Eukaryota, Viridiplantae, Streptophyta, Magnoliopsida, Rosales, Rosaceae.